GUGGAUGAAGGGCCUGUGUCCUCAGCCUGUGUUUGACAUUAACCUGUUAAGUGAUCUCGGGCUGGCCGCUCCCUCCUCUGUUUCUGUGCUUGUAAAAUGAGAGGAUUGAAUUUAGUGAUCUCUGCGACUUCCCGAGACUUGAUGUUGGACAGUUUGCGAUGACUGAAAGCCUUUAGGGUGCUGACAGCGGAGAGGCCUGAGCCCGGCUGCGUGUGAAGGGUAACAGCAGCUGACUGGCUCUGACCACCCCUCGGGGCCCAGCCCUCUGCCUCAACCUCCUGCCCCAAGCGCCCUCCAGUCCAGGGGAAGAGCUGGGUGGUUCUCCUUCCUGGGCAGCAGCAAGGGUUUUAAGGGACGGUAAGGGGCCGGUGAUCCAUGAGCAGGUAGCUCUGGGCCCCUCUCCAGACUCAACCAACUUGAACCUGUCUCCCCCUCCCUCCCUGCUACCACCCCCUUGUCCUCCUCAGCACACUGGAAUCAUGGCUUCUUCAAAGCCCCGAGACCCCGCGGAUGAGGUUUUUGACCUGGACUUGGCUGUGCCAGAGACUGCCAGACUGGACAGCAGUUUACACAAGGCCCGGGCCCAGCUACUGGUGAAGGGCAGGAGACACCGGCCCUCCCGCUCCAGGCUUCGGGACAGCGCCAGCUCUGCUGAGGAUGGCGAAGGCUCCGAUGGGCCCGGAGGCAAGGCGGCCGACGGCUGUGGGAGCCCUCUGCACCGGCUGCGCUCACCUCUGCACUCCGGCCCGGGCUCCCCGGCUGGAGGCUCUUUCUGCCUGGAGCCUCUCAGAGAGGUCAUGCUGUGUAUCCCAGGUCACGCCGCUAGUGAAGAACAGCCAGGCUGCCCAAUUCUAAGUCAAGAGAAUUCCUCUUCCCCGGUCCCCCAGCAAGCCACCACUCGGGGUAUUUCCUUCCCUCUCUCCCCCGAAGAUGACAGCCGGGACGCCAGCCCUCCCGAGCCCGCCAGCCCCACCAUCAGCCUGGAUAAGAAGACUCGCCGAAAGUUCCUGGACCUGGGGGUCACCCUCCGCCGGGCAUCCACUGGCAAGAGCCGGAAGGAGAAGGGCAGCAACCGUCUGUCCAUGGGCAGCAGGGAGGCAGUGGAGGGCUCCGGCAGGUCAGGGGGUUCCCCGUUCCUGCCCUUUUCCUGGUUCACGGACAGUGGCAAAGGCUCGGCAUCCUCAGGCAGCACCACCUCCCCGGCCUGCUCCCCAAAACAUGAGGGCUUCAGCCCUAAGAAGUCAGCCUCCCAGGAAUCCACCCUGAGUGAUGACUCCACGCCACCUAGCAGCAGCCCCAAGAUCCCGAGCGGCCCUCGGGAGGAAGUCAAGUGCUCCUACCCCUACCACACCCUGUCCCAGUCUUCAGAUGAGUUCCUGGAUGAGCCCCUCCCCGCCGUCCAGCACUGGACCAGCCAGCAGGUGGGCCAGUGGCUGCAGAGCCUCAGUCUGGAGCAGUAUGCUGCCAAGUUUGCUGCCCGGCAGGUGGACGGGCCGCAGCUGCUGCAGCUGGAUGGAAGCAAACUGAAGAGCCUGGGCCUCAGCAACGCGCACGACCGGGCACUGGUGAAGCGGAAGCUGAAGGAGCUGGCGGCAGCCGCGGAGAAGGAGCGCAAGGCGCAGGAGAAGGCCGCCCGGCAGCGGGACAAGCUCCGUCGGCGUGAGCAGGAGGCCAAGAAGAGCUAGGGGCGGGCAGGGCGCACAGCACUGGGCACAGCAGCCCGGCUCGGCUCAGUGGGCACAGGCCUCACCAGGGAGGCUGGGCCUGUGCCAGGCAUGGGCUGGCCUGGCCCACGCUCUUGGGGCACUCGCCCCUCUCCCUGCCUGGACCCAGAGUCUCCGGGAGGGAGGCCCCAGGGAGAGGUCCCCAAAUAAACCCGAUUUCCAGGACUUGCUUGGCACAGAGUUCCUGGGGGAGGCAGAGGAGGAGAAGAGGCACAGAGGCCCAGGCCGAAGCAAGUCCAGGUGCCCGUGGGUCCAGCUGACCCUCUGCCUCCGGCCAGGGUGUUGCUGGGCUGGAAAUGAGCUAGAGUGCUCGCCUGCCUGUCCCCUAGGGGUCUUGUGACAGGCCAGGGGCCCGCAGGCUCCAAAAAGGCGGGGCAUCUUGGCCGAGGUAGGUGAUGGAGCUGUAUCCCUCUGCAGUGGCUGCGGGGGUCCAGUGGGCGUUGCAGCAAGUCACACUCAGGGUAGACUCCCAACCAGCUCCUCCACAGGGUGGCAGAGAGCAGCAAGCGGGAAGCGCAGCCCCUGAGGGGACUUCAGAGGAGGACAGGAGGCCGCCCACCCUCUCCUGGUCCUGUGGGUCACUGCGGGUGGGAUGGUGCCCACCCAGGUCUGCCCUCCUGAAGGGCUGUUCAGCACUGGGCGCUCUCCAAGCCAGGUCCUGCUUCUGCUCCCUCAGAGUGCACCUGAGCCCUCUCUGGGAUACAGCAAAUGGGCGAGCUGGAGGGACAGAAGGGUCCCCUCCCCACCAGGGCCUGGGUGGGGCCGAGUCUUCACCCCAGCCAGGCAGAGGCAAAAUCUGGGGUGUCGCCUAGAAGCUCAUCAGCUGUCCCCCAUCUGCCCAGGCCACUGCUGAGCCUCAGGGCGGGCUCUGGCUCCCGAGCAGUGGGGAGAAUUGACCAGCAGCCUGGGGAUGGCGUCUGUCCUUCGUAGGAGAUGGCCAGAGACAGAGGCCAGGGCCAUGCUGACCAGCUGCUAGCUCCACUUCCGGGGACACUGGUCAGUCACUGGUGGGGCCCAAGGGCUUCUGAUAGCAACUCGCCCCUCCCACACGCUGGAACAGUGGACAGCAGCAAUGCAUGCAGACACCCUCCUUCCUGCCAGGGCUGUGGCUUAGGGCCAGCUCCGUCCCUGAGACCAGCUCCUUCUUCCCCUGGGCCAUCCGUGCAGAGGGGGACUUCGGAGGGACAUUAGAUUCGGAGCAUGGCACCACUGGGCCCGGUGGGGAGGGUGGUCAGGAGCCACAGUGGGUGCCCACCUGCAUGUGGGGGGAGGCAGUCCUCAAUUUCUCUCAAUAAACACGCUGUG
Messenger RNA from Fukomys damarensis (Damara mole-rat), 3029 nucleotides. It is a transcript of the gene Samd14, whose product is annotated as sterile alpha motif domain containing 14. Bases 480 to 1685 code for a protein of 401 amino acids. Gene Ontology annotation, cellular component: cytoplasm; dendrite; postsynaptic density. Gene Ontology annotation, biological process: calcium-mediated signaling; neuron projection development; actin filament organization. The transcript has 9 exons. NCBI's taxonomy places the organism in Eukaryota, Metazoa, Chordata, Mammalia, Rodentia, Bathyergidae. Gene Ontology annotation, molecular function: actin filament binding. The record is from RefSeq and is a predicted model, not a curated record.